GUAGAGUUUGGGUGCAGCUCCAUCAGAGAAGGAAGCGCGGAGUUUCCGGCUGUUUGCAGCGGAGGGAGAGGAUUGCUGACGCCGCGAAACCCCGAGAAAAACGCCGCCGGCUCGGGGGGCUUGCAGGUUUUUUUCCCCCAGUAUCCAGUAGUGGUUGGGUUAUCUUUCGUAUCCAGAGAUCUGGGGGGUUAUUUUAUCAUCUUUGGAGCCGAGGGAAGCGGACAGCAAAGCGGCAGAAGGCGGGGGUGAGCCACCAGCUACCGGCAUGGCCAGGGACUACGAUUACCUCUUCAAGCUGCUCAUCAUCGGGGACAGCGGAGUGGGGAAGAGCAGUCUCCUCCUGCGAUUUGCAGACAACACAUUUUCAGGUAGCUAUAUCACCACGAUCGGCGUGGACUUUAAGAUCCGGACGGUGGAGAUCAACGGGGAGAAGGUGAAGCUACAGAUCUGGGAUACAGCAGGGCAGGAGCGCUUCCGCACCAUCACCUCCACAUAUUACAGGGGGACGCAUGGGGUCAUAGUGGUUUAUGACGUCACAAGUGCAGAGUCCUUCGUCAACGUCAAACGAUGGCUACAUGAAAUCAACCAGAACUGCGACGACGUGUGCCGAAUAUUAGUGGGAAACAAAAACGACGACCCCAACUCCAAGGUGGUCGAGACGACUGACGCGCAGAAGUUUGCCGAGCAGAUGGGGAUCAACCUGUUUGAGACGAGCGCAAAGGAGAACAUCAACGUUGAAGAGAUGUUCAACUGCAUCACGGAGCUAGUGCUAAGGGCCAAGAAGGAGGUGCUCGCCAAGCAGCAGCAGCAGCAACAGAACGACGUGGUCAAACUCACCCGGAACAGUAAACGAAAGAAAAAGUGCUGCUAGCAAACUCGAAAGCCAUCCACGAGAGGCCGGCAGCGUCUUUUUCUUCACACACGCACACACACACACAAGAUGGGACUCAGAGCAUCUAAAUUAAAGAGCAGAUUAAGAUUUAAUAAAUAUACGGUGAAAGAUUAAAAAAAAAAAAAAAAAAGAAUGGAAAAAAUGUCCCGUUUGGACAAAACUAAUCACGAAGACUUUGGAGAAAAAAAAAAAGUGUACAGAUUUUAUUAGAGGUCAAAUCAAGUUUUAUUUGGAAUUCAGCAGAUGGGCACUAUGACCUGGGGUCCUCCUCUCUUAAAGGAUCUGCAAGCCGACAACUGACCGCCAUAAUGCUCCGAUUUAUAUCCACACAACCCCCCCACUCAGUAUCUCAUCUCUCCUUCUCAUUCCACUGCACACGGGACAUUCAGAGUCGAGUCAGACUCUGCGCCUGACGAGAAGGAGGGUUCACCUUUUUUUUUCUGGAUUUAUUUGUUUCUUUUCCGGGUUUUUUUGGGGGGUGGUGGUGGUUGGUCGGGAGGUGUAUUUUUGGAACGGGUGUCUGAGGUCCCACCACCUCUUUACAGUUCAAACAUUUCAGACCCCUAUGUAACCAGAGAGAUCAUGAACUGCUAGAUUUUGUUUUAUUUGAGUUGUUGGGGGUAAAAAAAAAAAAAAAAAUCACAGAUGAAAAUGACGAUUAUGAAGAUUGGUAAAUGACCUUUAGCAACUAAUCCGAUGGACAGAACUGGUGACCUUUUCACGUUUUGUUUUUUCUUUGUCUAUAUUUGCCAAGCUUCCCCCAUCCUCCACCCGCCUCUAACCUCCAAUCGUGCUGAGCCAACAAGAAUUGAUUUUAUUAUUCUGUCUUCUUUUUUUCUUUUUUUUUUUUUAAAAGUGCGACAGAGCAGUUGAACCGCUCCUGGAGCUCUGAAAGCACCGUUCACUGCAGUCUUACUACUCUUUCGGAGUUUGCUUUUAAAUCUUUUUCCUCCACCUCUGAAAAAAAAAAAAAAAAAACAAAAAAAAAAACAAUGAUACUGCCAAUAUUCUAGUAAAAAAAAAUUGUUAGGAGCUCAAUGGUGCCCCUCAUUCUGGACUGUUGCCAUAGUGACGCCUGGUUGGCCAUGGGGCAGAGUGAAUCAGGAUCUGAUGGGACCCUGUUGAGUCCUCAGGAAGUGCUCAGGGCCGCCCUCCCUCCCUCUCCCUAACCCCCACACACACACACACACACACACACACACAUAUCAGCACCUCUCACAGCAACAGACUCACCUGCUGCACAUUUGGUUCAUCAAGGAGGAGCGAGGAGGCUCUUACUCUGGAAACUCUCUCGUGGUCGUCGCGGUAACCUCCGAUCCAUAGCGGACCAUUGUUUUUCAGCAUGUAACACUUUGUUUGAAGGGGGCUUGUUAAAAGGUUAUACCUGACACGCAUUUUUUACACUGUCGAGGAUUUUACUGUAUUCUUCUCAGCUUGCAGAACAUUCUUAAUAGUUGACAAAUGUUAAAGUCUGAUGUCACGCUUUUCUUUCAGCUUUUAAACCUGUCACACCUCCCCCCCUCCCUCCUCCUCCCGCUACCUGUUCAAAUGAAGUGUUACCUGACAGUGUUUAAGGCCUCCUUGGUGAGAGUGUGGCGGCCAGUGGGACUGUUAAUGUGAGAACAAAUGGAGACGGACUGCAGAACUGGAUCCCAGUGUGUUCUGGCACCUGAGCUCUAUCUCUCUCUCUCUGUGUGUGUGCACCGCCAGGGUUUGUCAGAGGCCGAAGCGUCUGUUACUGACAUGUUUUUCUUUAUUUUUGAUUUGGGAGAGUAAUGAACGUAGAGAGAGCCGAGAUUCUGUUUGGAUGCGUUUCGUUUUUCGUCCUCUGAGCAGACUCUGGCAACCGUUUUUUGGGGAUCCAGUCACUGUGACCUCCAGGGCCUAGGAAUGGUAUCAAAUCCCACAUUUCUAUUCAUUACGUGUAUGUAUAUAUAAAUAUAUUUGUGUGUUUAUAUUCAGUAUAGAACAUACACACAUGAUUAGCACACCAAACUGUGCAUGUGUAGAAACAUGCCCCGUGUGCUAUGGUGGAAACACACACACACACUCGUCAGAUGUGGUUUGCUGUACACUGGAGAAAAAGAGAUGUACUAUUCAUUUUUUUUUCCCUACAUGAAUUUAAUCAGUAAUAAACGUUUUAAAGGAAUAAAUAUUUGACACAUAAUGACUGAUCUCAUGUGUCAGUGAUUUUGAGGCUUGGUCUUAACAUCAUUUUAAACCUGUGUCUUUAUUUUAUUUUUUGCUUUCUGUGAAUAAAAUUGUACGAGAGGAAGUGUGUAUUCGUCUUUGAAAGCGUCUUGCUGCUGUCUGUCUUUGGUGUUACAUCAAGAGUUAAUCUUGUUUUAUGAAAGGAAUUCAAGUUUUAAAAAGAAACUUAUCAACCAUGGUC
This is a messenger RNA of Anoplopoma fimbria (sablefish), 3284 nucleotides long. RefSeq names its product RAB35, member RAS oncogene family b (gene rab35b). The record is from RefSeq and is a predicted model, not a curated record. NCBI's taxonomy places the organism in Eukaryota, Metazoa, Chordata, Actinopteri, Perciformes, Anoplopomatidae. Gene Ontology annotation, molecular function: GTPase activity; GTP binding. Gene Ontology annotation, cellular component: plasma membrane; endosome membrane. Gene Ontology annotation, biological process: endocytic recycling. The transcript has 6 exons. Bases 266 to 871 code for a protein of 201 amino acids.